GUGACCCUCUCUCCUUCCUCAGCAGGUGAAGAACACUACCUCUUUCUGUGCGUUCGAUAACCCAAAAGAGCUUAAAGCAAUCAUCAUCACCGUCGUGACCAUGGCUCUGGUAGCAGAGGAUGUCAAGAGCAGAUCGGAGGUGUACCACGGGGACGAAAUCUGCCAAGUGAAGUCGAAAGAGCUACUCAAGGAAAUCGCUCUCCCCAAUGGUCUCUUGCCCCUCAAAGACAUAGAAGAGUGCGGGUACGACCGAGAAACCGGCUUCGUCUGGCUCAAACAGAAGAAGAGUUACACUCACAAGUUCGAAAAAAUCGGUAAACUUGUGUCCUACGCGCCCGAGGUCACUGCUCGUGUAGAAAAGGGAAAGAUCUCCAAGCUCACCGGUGUGAAGACGAAGGAGCUCUUGCUCUGGAUCACGCUCAGUGACAUCUACGUCGAUGACCCUCCCACCGGCAAAAUCACCUUCAAAACCCCCGCUGGGCUAUUUCGGUCUUUUCCCGUCUCCGCCUUCGAGAUUGAGGAGGAGGCUCAGGCGAGUAAGCGCGUGGAGGAGCCAGCUGCGGCUGUGCAAGUCAAAGAGGUCUGAUUCAUUCUCGACAAGCUUCUGUCUUGGUGGUUACGGUGAAUGAAUCCAAAAUUAUAUUUACUUUCAAAUUAAGUUUUAUUUAUGUCAAUCUUUUUAUUAUUAAUGUUAUUAUUAUGAUGAAAUGAAUAUGAUACUGGUUUCUUAGGCAA
Vigna angularis (adzuki bean) is the source of this 735-nucleotide messenger RNA. RefSeq lists its product as uncharacterized. The transcript has a single exon. The record is from RefSeq and is a predicted model, not a curated record. The coding region runs from base 101 to 586 and encodes 161 amino acids. NCBI's taxonomy places the organism in Eukaryota, Viridiplantae, Streptophyta, Magnoliopsida, Fabales, Fabaceae.